Echinostoma caproni is the source of this 2499-nucleotide messenger RNA. Lineage: Eukaryota; Metazoa; Platyhelminthes; Trematoda; Plagiorchiida; Echinostomatidae. The record is from the annotation of a GenBank genome assembly.
GAUGUAGAUGAUGAUGAUGAUGUUGAUGAUUAUGUUGAUGAUGAUGUUGAUGAUGAUGAUUUUGAUGAUGACGUUCAUAAUGAUGAUGAUGAUGAUGAUGAUGAUGACGAUGAUGAUGAUGUUGAUGUUGAGAACGAUGUUGAAGAUGCUGGUGAUGGUGAAUAUGAUGAUGAUGACGAUGAUGAUGAUGGUGAUGAUGAUGACGAUGCUGAUGAUGAUGGUGAUGAUGAUGCUGAUGAUGAUGAUGAUGCUGUUGACGGCGAUUAUGAUGAUGAUGACGAUUUUGAUGAUGAUGUUGACGAUCAUGAUGGUAAUGAUGAUGAUGUUGAUGCUAAUGAUUAUGGUAAUGUUGAAGAUGAUGGUGAUGAUGAUGAUGAUGAUGAUGACGAUGAGGAUGAGGAUGAUGAUGAUGAUGAUGAUGCUGAUGAUGACGAUGAUGAUGAUGAUGGUGAAGAUGAUGAUCAUGCUGCUCAGUAUGAUGUUGAUGAUGAUGGUGAUAAUGUAUACGAUGCUGAAUAUGAUGAUGACGAUGCUGAUGAUGAUGAUGAUGACGAUGAUCAUGUUGAUGAGUUUCGUGAUGAUGAUGAUGUUGAUGAUGAUGUUGAUGAUGCUGAUCAUGGUGAUUAUGUUGAUGAUGACCAUGAUGAUGAUGAUGAUGAUGAUGACGAUGAGGAUGAGGAUGAUGAUGAUGAUGAUGACGAUGAUGAUGAUGAUGACGAUGAUGAUGAUUAUGAUGAUGAUGAUGAUGAUGAUGAUGAGAAUGAUGAUGAUGAUUAUGAUGAUGAUGAUGAUGAUGAUGACGUUGACGAAUUUGAUGAUGAUGUUGAUGAUGAUGAUGAUGAUGAUGAUGAACAUGCUGCGGAGGAUGAUGUUGAUGACGACGGUGAUGAUGAUGAUGAUUAUGAAGAAAAUGAUGAUGAUGCUGAUGCUGAUGAUGAUCUUCAUGACGCUGUUGAUGAUGCUGAUGAUGGUGCAUAUGAUGAUGAUCACGAUGAUGAUGAUGAUGAUGUUGAUGAUGCUGAUGAUGGUGAUUAUGAUGAUGAUGAUGGACAUGCUGCUGAGGAAUAUGUUGAUGACGAUGAUGGUGCAGAUGUUGAUGAUAUUCAUGAUGAUGAUGAUGAUGAUGAUGUGAAUGAUGAUGAUCAAUAUGACGAUGAUGAUGUUAAUGAUGAUGAUGUUGAUGAUUAUGUUGAUGAUGAUGUGGAUGAUGAUGAUGUUGAUGAUGAUGUUGUAAAUGCUGAUGAUGUUGAUGACUAUGGUGAUGAUGAAGAUGAUGAUGAUGAUGAUGAUGAUGAAGAUGACGAUGAUGAUGAUGAUGAUGAUGAUGAUGAUGGUAAUGAUGGUGAUGAUGAUGCUGAUGAUUAUGGUGAUGACGAAGAUGAUGGUGAUGAUGAUGAUUAUGAUGUUGAUGUUUAUCGUGAUGACGAUGAUGAUGAUGAUGAUGGUGAUGAUGAUUUACAUAAUGAUGAUGCUCUUGAUGCUGAGGAUGAUGUUGAUGAUGAUGGUGAUGAUGAUCAUGAUCAUGAUGAUGAUGAAGAUGCUGAUGAUGUUGAUGAUGAUGAUGUUGAUGAUCAUUUUGAUGAUGGUUUUAAUGAUGUUGAUGAUGAUGAUGAUGAUGCUGAUGAUGAUGAUGAUGAUGAUGAUGAUGAUGAUAAUGAUUGUGAUCAUGCUGCUGAGGAUCAAUUAGAUGAUGAUGGUGAUGUUGAUGAUGAUGAUGAAUACGACGAUGAUGUUGACGAAUAUGAUGAUGAUGGUGAUGAUGAUGAUUAUGAUGAUGAUGACCAUGAUGAUGAUAAUGAUGAACAUGCUGCGGUGGAUGAUGUUGAUGAUGAUGAUGGUGAUGAUGAUUUUAAUGAUGAAGAUGAUGAUGAUGAUGAUGAUUAUGAUGAUGAUGACGAUGAUGAUGUUGAUGUUGAGGAUGCUGAAGACUGUGAUUAUGAUGAUGAUGACCAUGAUGAUGAUGAUGAUGAUGAUGAUGAUGAUGAUGAUCAUGCUGAUGAUGAUGAUGAUAGUGAUGAUGAUGUUCAUGAUGAUGAUGAUGUCGAUGAUGGUGAUGAUAAUGAUGAUGAUGAUGAUGAUGAUGAUGAUGAUGAGGAUGAUGAUGAUGAUAUGGAUGAUGAUGACGAUGAUGAUGAUGAUGGUGAUGUUGAUUGUGAUGAUGAUGAUGAUGGUGAUGAUGGUGAUGAUAUUGAUGAUGAUGAUUAUGAUCAUGGUGCUGAUGCUGAUCUUGAUAAUGAUGAUGAUAUUUAUGAAGAUGUUGCUGCGGGAGAUAAUGAUGAUAAUGUUGAUGAUGGUGAUAAUGCUACUGCUGCUGGUGCUGAUGAUGAUGAUGAUGAAGAUGAUGAUGACGUUGAUGUUGAUGAUGAUUAUGAUGGCGAUGUUGAUGAUGAUGAUGCUGCUGCUGCUGCUGAUGAUGAUGAUGAUGAUGAUGCUGAUGAUUUUGAUGUUGAGUGUGAUUCGGUUGAUGAUGAUUUUGACUUACUUUCUUUUUCUUUUUAA